Molecule: messenger RNA, 1477 nt
Organism: Tribolium castaneum (red flour beetle)
Lineage: Eukaryota; Metazoa; Arthropoda; Insecta; Coleoptera; Tenebrionidae
Gene: zda
Product: zonda
Exons: 4
Coding region: 285-1388 (367 amino acids)
Biological process (GO): protein folding; negative regulation of apoptotic process
Cellular component (GO): membrane; mitochondrial envelope; endomembrane system
Molecular function (GO): protein folding chaperone; peptidyl-prolyl cis-trans isomerase activity; protein binding
Source: RefSeq, a predicted model, not a curated record
UAAAUAUUUGAUCAAAUUUCUCAUGGCAUAUCGUAAUAAUGUAUAGAAAAUUUAAAUACUUAUCUGACUGUGGUAAUCACUGAACACACGUAAUUACAAGAGCUCAUUCUAAUGAAAAACUGAAGAUAAAAACAGCGUUCGUAAGCUUAUUUGAAUGUGUUAAAAUAUGUGGUAAAAGUUUAGUUUUUGUAAAAACGAAGCCGGAUCUAGAUAAAAUUUGGUUAGAAACGAAGUUAUCGCAACUCCAAUCAACAAAAUUCCCUUGAAAUUGUUUAAUCAUCCCAAUGGCCAUCGACAAGGCAGAAGCCCCCACAGAAAGACCCACUUUUGAGCCCCAACCCGACGAAAAAAGCGACCUAAGCGACGAAUUCGCCUCGCCCGAAAAAUCGGACGAGGAGCCCGAAUGGCAGGACUUGCUAGGCAGUGGCAGCUUGCUGAAGAAAAUCGUGAAGGAGGGCCAGGCCAACACGCGCCCCCAGAGACUCCAGAAAUGCACAAUUAGCUACGAGUUGAGUCUGGCUGACGGGACCUUCAUUGAAAGGAAAGACAACGAGGAGAUCCAGUUGGGGGACUGCGACGUGGUGCAAGGCCUGGACGUGGCCAUCGGACUCAUGAAUGUGGGGGAGAAGUGCUCGCUGAAAAUCGAGCCAAGGCUGGCGUUCGGGGGCGUGGGGCUGCCGCCGAAAAUCCCCCCGAAUGCGACCGUGGUCUACGACAUUGAGUUGGUGGGGGUGGAGCCUGAGGACGAUCCAGAGAUGCUCUCGGUUUUGGAGAGGAAAGCGCAAGGGAACAAAAAGCGAGAAAGGGGCAACUGGUGGUACGGUCGCGGGGAGAACACCCUUGCCAUCCAGUGUUACCGCCGAGCUCUGGAUUAUCUGGACGAAGUCGAGACCGGGAUUGAUGCCCUUAACAAAACGGAGGAAAUUCCCGACUCCACUCUCCAGGAGCUGCUGGAGGACCGUAUCAGUGUUUGUAAUAACAUGGCAGCGGCUCAAAUCAAGUUGGAGUUGUACGAUGCCGCUCUUAAUUCCCUCCAAACUGUCUUGAGGUGUCAGCCAAAUAAUGUUAAAGCCUUGUUUCGUAAAGCCAAAGUGCACAAAGGGAAAAAUGAUCUGAUUGCUGCGCAAAAGUGUCUAAAGAAGGCCGAUGAAGUGUCGCCGAAUAAUUCCGAUGUUCAGAAAGAGUUGGCGCUCAUUUCCAAGCUGAUUCAGAAGCAGAAGGUGACUGAGAGGGAGUUGGCCAAGCGGAUGUUCGGCGAUAAGAAACCAGUCAAGGAGGAGAAGACCAAGGACUCCAAACACAGCAUGUUGGUGUGGAGCGCAACGUUGGCCGCCAGCUUCGCCGUGGGGUUGGCCGGCGUGGCCGCCUACCGGCUAAAGUUCGCGUAGUUUUUAUACCGGUUUUUGUUAUUUUUGGUUUAGUUUGUUUUACUUUAUAAAUUGUUGUUUGAUGUAUUAAACUUUUUAUUGAAUUCGAA